Molecule: messenger RNA, 3242 nt
Organism: Heteronotia binoei (common prickly gecko)
Lineage: Eukaryota; Metazoa; Chordata; Lepidosauria; Squamata; Gekkonidae
Gene: LRP10
Product: LDL receptor related protein 10
Exons: 8
Coding region: 1-2238 (745 amino acids)
Cellular component (GO): plasma membrane
Molecular function (GO): protein binding
Source: RefSeq, a predicted model, not a curated record
AUGGAGGCAGAAGGCGACCCGGAUCUCCAGCCUCCAGCGCCGGGCCUUGGUCGCAGGGGGUCCCCGGCGCUGCUGGUGCCGUCGAAGGUUGCCCGAGCCUUGGUCCUUGGACUUCUCUGGGGUAUCAUUCCAAUCGUGGAAAGCAGCCCCUCCUAUAUGGGUGUCUGUUCGGGCCACCCUGACAUCCGAGGGGAGUUCCCUGGCCAGAUACGUAGCCCUUCUGUAAAGGGGGCGCCAUAUGGGAGCUGCAGCUGGGUGAUUGUUGGCGGGCCUGACGAUAUCAUCUCCAUCAAGUUCCAGCGGUUCCGUCUCAUCUGCAGCUCGGAAAUGCUGACGAUUCAUUCGCCCUUCCAGCCAACCAAGAAAUUCUGCGGCUACAACAUCCCGGAGCCCCUACAGAUAAAGGGGGGUAACGUGACCCUGAGCUACAGCUGGAAGUUCAUGGUGGGAGAUGGGUUUCUACUGAAAUACGAGAGAGAAUGGACAUUUUCCAAGCCGAGGAUCACCACGUCUUGCGGCCAGGGACGCAGGUGUUCAAGUACAACCUCCAGCACUGUCCCAGCAAGUCCGGCCAGCGGGUGGGGAUAUGAGAUUGCCGAAGAAACGGGUUGGCCACCCUGGCUGGACCAGCCAAGUCGAGGGAAAACAACAGAGAGCUCAGAGUUUCUGCAAAGACAUUCGUCAGACAGGCCAAGGGGAGAAUCGAGAGCUCUGCUAUGCAACCUCUCCCUGGACAACUUCUACGGGGUGAUUUUUUCACCGGCGUUUGCCCCGGAUGCGCACCCAGGGGCUGCCCACUGCCAGUGGGCCCUGGACGCCCACGACAGCCGUCCGCUGAGCAUCCGCUUCACUGUCAUCGAUUUGGACGUCCGGGACACUCUGCAGGUGUACGAGGGGACUCCUGACAGCACACGCUCUCCUCGCUUGCUCCGCAACUUGGACUAUACCAGCAACGGCAAAGUUGUCUCUGUUGACUCCCCGUCCAGCCGCGCGUGGGUCCAGUACCAGGCUGUCCCAGGAACAAUACGCUUGGGGUUCAACGCCACCUACCACGUGCGGGGUUACUGUGUCCCGUGGGAUUUUCCAUGUGGCGGUGGGGACGGUGAAGGCGCCAGCUGCUAUAGUGCAGCUGAGCACUGCGACGGCAACUGGGACUGUGCCAACGGCGCCGACGAGGACGGCUGCGGCGGCUGUCCGCACGGGCAGUUCCCUUGCGGAGGGCGAGGCACCGGCGGGGCCACUUGCUAUGGACCUGCCGACCGCUGCAACUACCAGACCCUGUGUGCCGACGCUGCUGAUGAGCGGCGCUGCCACACGUGCCAGCCGGGGAAUUUUCGGUGUCGGGAUGGGCGCUGCAUCUACGAGAGCUGGGUGUGCGACGGGCAGGCAGACUGCACCGACGGCUCCGACGAGGCGGACUGCUCCUACGUCCUCCCGCGCAAAGUGGUGACGGCGGCUGUGAUCGGCAGCCUGGUGUGCGGCCUCCUCCUGGUGAUCGCAUUGGGCUGCACUUGCCGCCUCUACGCUCUCCGGAGCCAUGAGUUUGGGAUCGUAGCCCCCAUGUCCCGGAUGGAAGCCCAGAUGAUCCAGCGGCAAGCUCCACCUUCCUACGGGCAGCUCAUUGCUCGUGGUGUCAUCCCCCCGGUCGACGGCUUCCCAACAGAGCAUCCCAAUCAGAACUCGAUGCUGGGGAAUUUGCGGUCUCUGCUGCAUCUGUUACGCCGUGACCCGGCUGCUACUGCUGCCGCCAAUGGGGGCUGCCACCCCCACCGCAGUCGCUUCCUGCGCCGCUUAGCGAGGCGUAUGCGUCGGUGGGGACUCCUCCCUAGGGCCCCUCCAUCUUCCUCCACCACGACAACUGUAACUGCUGAUACCACCUCUUCUUCCCAUUCUGCUCCCGAUACCCAGCCUGAGGUGGUUUCGGGGGAAGAAAACACGACUUCCGUCCAACAUGAAGAUCAGGCCCCGCCUCUUCCUCAGAAAGUCCCUCCUACUCCCGAGCCAUUCCCGGAGCCCCAGGCUCCUCGCCCUCCUCCCACUCCACGGCUCUCAGGGAUGAUGCAAACUCUCCGGGUGCGGCUCUUUCCCCCUGCACCUUUGUGCUCCGUAGAGGCAGGUGACACCCUCGGUGUGUUCCCGUCCCCCGAGGAUGAAGACGACGUGUUGCUGGUACCUCUCACUGAGCCACGGCUCCAGAAUACAGAUGCCACGUGGGACGACGAACCCCUUCUGACCUGACAAUCUCACCGAUUCCCCCUCCCAGCCAAGGUGACCCCCUCUAUUUCUGUCUUAACACUGGACACUCCCUUUAAGUUCACAGCCAAUUUAUAGCGAGUGAAGUAGGAAUGAAAUAAUUGACUGGCAGCUUAAAAUUAAAGGUUCUUAAAGGUUCUGUUUCCACUCUUGGCAUUGGACCAAGAGUGUAGAUUGUUGGGGCCACUGUGACGGUCCCAUCUUCUGACUUUCCAGAGGGUGCAAAAUUUCAGUGCCGCUGAAUAGUCGUUAUUUGUGUGCCAGUUAAAUAACAUUUCUUAAAGGGGAUGUUGGUCAUCUGGGAUUAUGGCUUUUUUGUGACAAGCCAUGAGAAAAUCGUUCUGGGUCUCGCCAGUCAUCUUGACUUUCUUUCGUCUUUUUUCAGACCCACGGGCCAUAGGCCGCGGUUCAGCUGGCACUGAAAUAUGGCUUUUUCUGGGGAACAGGAGAAGUACAUGCACUUGACAUUUUAAUAAAUGUUCUUAGAAAGUGAGGAGGUGGAGAAGGAAAAUAAAUAUGUUCUUGCAGGGAGACACGACCAUAUUCCUUCUACCUAAACGGGAAGGAAGCAGAGAGAUUUGUUUAGCAAUCAAAAAUGGCUCUUAAAGUCAAUGACUGUACGGGCUGAACCCCGAGCACGGUUUUGUAAUGAUGCAGUACAGAAAAGCAUAAUGUGCUUUCGGCAAGAAAAUUAUUUUUUAAUGAAGUUGCAGCAAGACUUCUAAGAAGAUAACAAAGGUAAAAAAAAAUUUGAAGUUGGUGACUCCUUUGGAAGUCUUUUGGGGGGGGGGGGGGCGGUGGUCAAAAAAAUACUGUUUUAAGACAAAGACAGAAGCUAUUUUGAUCUUUUACUGAUGUUUUGUAAGUAAAUUAUUUUUUAAAGUACAGCAAGCGAGAGGAGUUAAAUUUUUGCACAAGGCCUUGUCGUAUCCAAUCAGCUGUAAAUAAGGGAAAUUUUGUACGGAGAAUUAAAAGUAAUUUAGUCGUGA